AUGAAGUCCACUUGCACAAUUAUUACAGCGCUACUCGCUACCUCUGUCGUCGCCUCUCCUCUCACCUCUCAACGGCAGUCGACUCGAUCUGCCCGAGCCACGCGCCGCACAAGCCGUCCUUAUAAUCCAGGUACCUCAGAUAUCCUCUAUCUGAACCAUUCGUCCCAGGAGACUUAUAGCUCAAACUGGGCCGGGGCUGUGCUUAUUGGUACCGGAUACACUUCGGUAUCUGGAGAGAUCACAGUUCCUGUCCCCCAACUUCCAAGGGGUGCUAAUUCCUACACAAAUUACUGUGCCUCUGCAUGGGUUGGAAUUGAUGGCGAUACCUGCAACACAGCCAUUCUACAAACAGGAAUCGAUUUCUGCAUCCAAGGGGACACUACCUCGUACAGCGCGUGGUACGAAUGGUAUCCAGACUACGCCCAUGACUUUAGAAAUGUCCAGAUCUUGCCUGGAGAUGUUAUUAAAGCAACCGUCAAUGCAACUUCGAGAAGUUCCGGCUCUGUUACUGUUGAGAAUCUAUCCACAGGCGUAUCUGUGACGCAUAUAUUCCCUCGUGGCCUCGGUGGUAGCCUGUGCGAGUUCAAUGCCGAAUGGAUUGUGGAGGACUUCUCCAUAAACAACGCAUUGGCUCCCUUUGCCGACUUUGGCACCGUAGUAUUCUCCAAUGCGGUUGCCACACGCGGUAGGAAUACGUAUGGUCCGUCGAACGCUACUGUAAUGGACAUCUAUCAGGACCGGAUUCUCACAUCGUCUUUUGUUGACGGAAACACUGUCACUAUUAGUUACGUCUAG
Molecule: messenger RNA, 795 nt
Organism: Penicillium griseofulvum
Lineage: Eukaryota; Fungi; Ascomycota; Eurotiomycetes; Eurotiales; Aspergillaceae
Product: A4/G1 family peptidase
Exons: 1
Coding region: 1-795 (264 amino acids)
Biological process (GO): proteolysis
Molecular function (GO): glutamic-type endopeptidase activity
Source: RefSeq, a predicted model, not a curated record